Larimichthys crocea (large yellow croaker) is the source of this 5511-nucleotide messenger RNA. It is a transcript of the gene cog4, whose product is annotated as component of oligomeric golgi complex 4. The record is from RefSeq and is a predicted model, not a curated record. Lineage: Eukaryota; Metazoa; Chordata; Actinopteri; Sciaenidae. Gene Ontology annotation, biological process: retrograde vesicle-mediated transport, Golgi to endoplasmic reticulum; Golgi organization. Gene Ontology annotation, cellular component: COG complex. The coding region runs from base 2598 to 4919 and encodes 773 amino acids. The transcript has 21 exons.
GCAGGACGGCCAAAAUGGCGGCGACCAACGGUUAAACAUACGGGUACGACGUCCAUGUUUGUUGGGGAGGAGGGAGCAGAGACCCGGAUGUUAGGCGGCAGAAACACGAGCUAACGCUACAGCUAACGGUAAGAAAUGGAAAUUAUAUCAUCGUUCAUGUAACUGAUAGCACAUUGUUGGGACCACGGUCACUCAUGUUGUGAAGCAGAAGGUAGAUAUGGUCCGUAAGAAAAGCGUAGUCUGGUGCUUUUUUAGACGCGUCGACGAAGAGUCGGUCCAGUGUCUGCUCUGUUUGGGUCGGGUAAAACACGGACAGGGUCAGGGCACCACCACCAACCUGCUGAGGCAUCUACGAGUCAAACAUCCCGCCACGGAGAUCAAGAAGAUACCUGAAGCAGUUCACGAAGACAUGGAGACGGAGGGGGAACACUUCUGCUCCGUGGAAGUGGCACUUGAGGACGGAGACGCAGAGACCCAUACCACGGGGAAUGACGCUGAUAUUAACUCUGCGAUUGAUAGUAUCCUGGAAGCUGCACAAGAAGGUCCAGCAGAACAAACGACACAUGAGGAAGCGAGUGAUCACCGCCCUGUUAUACGCAGACAGAAGAAACGGAGUAUGAUUUGGAGGCACUUUGAGGUUUUGGACAGCUUGGAAGCUGCUCGUUGCCGUAUUUGCAUGAAGAAGCUGCAGUGCUUUGAAGGCGGCAGCACAAGCAACCUUCAUCGCCACAUGUCAAAAAGACACCCAGAGAUGUUCUCUCGGCUAGCGGUAGACGGACAGACCCCACCACCAUGUAACUCAAAUGCUAAUGGUGACACAUUGAAACCAUCAAAGACUGUUGGGUCAACAGAGAUAGGUGCGUUGAAACUUCCAAAUGCACCUACGGGAGCGAAGUCUGCCUUGAGGAGAGAAAGGGAGCUGAUAGAAGCUCUGAGGAGAGCCCAGAAAGAGGAGGCUCGGGCCCUGGAGCAUCAGAGGGAGCUGCUUGAAAAGCUGCGUGCGGUGGAUGCCAGGGAGGCAGCUGCAGAGAGGGAGAAAAUUGAGUCCCUGAGGAAAGCACAGCUGGAGGAAGCUAACGACUUGAGUAGACAGAGAGAAGAGCUGCAGAGGGAAAAGGAAGAGCUACAGAAGAAAAUGGAAGAGUUUCAUCAAGAAAGACAAGAAGUUUCCAGAGGACAGCAAGCCCCUGAUCCAGAUACAAUCUGUGAAUGAUUUAGGACUAAUUAAAAUACAUGACGAUUGUAAAAAUGCAGACUUUUCUUUUUAUAAAAGUAUAUUUAGCACCCAAAAAAUUGGACAGCCGAUUUUCUUUCUUGCUUUUUUAUUUUUUUUUAUUUGUAAGUUUUCACACUUGUGCGAAAUGUCUCAAUAUGUGAUGUCCUGAUGUCAUACGGGCAUUAAAUGAGUCAAAUCUCAUCCUCCCUCCCUCAUCCUGCAUUCACUCAUAGCCACAAAAAGCUAUUUUUAUGUUUAGUAAAUGGACUGUUAAUCAUAUAGAGCCUCUAUACUAAGCAGAGACUGGCUAUACAAUGCAUGUGUUGCUCCUCACUUUUUCAGUCAACACAAAAUAUUGUCAUAAGAUAUGGACAAACAUCAGAGGCUACCAUGUAGACUUGUGAAUAUAUGAUUACGACAUGGGCUUGAAAUGAUUAGUCAGUUUAAUGUUAAAACUUAUUUGGUUCAUGUUUUUUUUCUCUCCAUAAAACACCAUGUUGUCACUAACAAGUAGUGUGAAACUGUUAAAGAAAGAAAUUUAACUGAGUAUCUUGUAGAGACUUGUAAAUUCAUUUUAAGUGGCAGCAUUUGUGCUGGUGUGAUGAUGUGGAUGUUAACCUACAGUUGGCUUUUCAUGAAGCUUUUCAAGCACCAAAAGAUUGAAAACUACGCUUUCCCCCCCAUGAUAUGUUUAAUAUGUUUGUUUAUGUUUUGACAAUACAGAUGUUUCCAGAAAACAAUGUGAAAGCUCCUUUAUCCACAUCCGCAAUGCGCAUGCAUACUCUUCCAGCAUAGUGCAACAGCUAGAAGUUUUAGUCUGUUUAAAAUCCUUCGGAUAUAUUGCAGGUGCACAGAGCCUGAGGUGGACUUUAGUGUUAAACAUGUCUUGUAACAUCCUUCCAGAAAUUUUAGGUUUUUAGAUAUUCCCAUGGACAGUGAAAUACUUUUUCCUAUUCAAACAUCUGGAAUAUUAGCAGACAUGAUGAAGCCUGAGUUGAAUACAUUCUCAUCAUAUUGAAGUGAUUUUAAACAUUGUAUUUAUGAGGAGUGAAGUGAGUUGAUUUAAAAAUGAGCUCACUUUUAUUUAAUACCUGUGAAUGUACAAAACGUACAACGCAUGCGCACUAACCUUAGCUUUUAUUUCCCAGAACUUGACUUCUCAGGUAGUGAGUGUUGCUGCUGCUACAGUGCGCCCUUCAACCAAUAAACGCUGAUGUGCAGGUUUAUGUCAUGUUUGGUUAAUGGAUGAUGGUCACGUUCUCGCAAAUUAAAGACGAGGAGACGGCUCUUUUUUUUUUUAGCCCUCCAUAUCCUGCCUGGCAGACUGAACCCAGGGCGUGCUCGCCUCCUGGUGACGUUGGCCCCUGAGUGCUGUCUGAAGAUGGCUGACAGCGGACCACUGGCAGCGAGAAGAUGCGACUCCGGCUCGGUGUCUUCGGUGAGUAUGGAGACCAUCUCGGGCCUGACGGAGCUGGAGGACCUGGAGAGAGUUUACCAGCAGCUCUGCGUGCAGGAGAAAGAAGUGGAAGCUGAGCUGGACAGGCUGGUGGGGCAGGAGGGGACCAUUCACACAAAGAUGCUGGCCCUGCAGAGGAUGGGGCCCAACCUACAAUUGAUCGGAGGAGACGCUAGUCAGCUGUCAGGCAUGAUCACGUUUACUUGUAGCCUGGCUGAAAAUGUCAGCCGCAAAGUUCGACAGUUAGACCUGGCAAAGACGCGGUUGUAUAAUGUCAUCCAGCGUGCUGACGACAUCCUCGAUCUGAAGUUCUGCACAGACGGUGUGCAGACAGCUCUACGUAAUGAAGAUUAUGAACAGGCGGCUGCCCACAUCCAUCGAUACCUCUCUCUGGACCAGUCGGUUAUUGAGCUGAGCAGGCAGGGAGAAGAAAGCAGCGCUGUGGAUGCCAGUCUGGUCAUGCUUCAGGAGGCAGAGCAGAAACUGAAGGUCAUUGUUGCCGAGAAGCUGGAUGAAGCUGUAGCGGCAGUCGACCUUGCACAAGUGGAAAGGUUUUUCAAGAUCUUCCCUCUGUUGGGCCUCCACCAGCAGGGCCUCUCCCGCUUUGGGCAGUAUCUCUGCACUCAGCUCGCCUCCAAAGCUGAGGAGAACCUGCUCUUGGCUACUGGAGGAGACCUGAAUGAGAAGAGAGCACCGCUGGUAUUUGCAGACACUCUGACGCUGCUGCUGGAAGGUAUUGCUCGCGUCGUUGAGACUCAUCAGGUAAUUGUAGAGACGUAUUACGGUCCAGGACAUCUGUACACACUCAUCACUCACCUGCAGCAGGAAUGUGACAGACAGACUCAGAAAAUAGUCGACAGGUUCAUCCAGCAGAGAGGAUACCACAACAAGUUUCAGAUCGUCCAGAGCAGCAUGAUGAAGAGUGUCCCGGGGGAGAGGAUCGAGCCCAGGGAGCUGGAUCCCGUACUUUCAGAAGUAACCCUGAUGAACGCAAGGGCUGAGCUCUACCUGCGCUUUUUACGUCGUCGCAUGCUGGCAGACUUUGAAGUCUGGGAUGCACAGAGCGUCACACAAGAGCAUCAGCAGAAUGUGGAGAAGCUUCUGAAACACUGCUUGCUGAGCAGGACGAUGCAGGAGCUCAUUGGCUACUACAUCCCAAUGGAGGAGUACUACAUGAGAGAGUCUGUCAACAAGGCUGUUACUAUGGAUACAUAUGAAAAAGGUCAACUGACCUCCAGCAUGGUGGACGACUGUUUCUACAUUGUGAAGAAGUGCAUCAGCAGAGCUUUAUCGAGCUCCAGCAUCGACUGCCUCUGUGCCAUGAUCAAUCACGCCAACUCUGUGCUGGAGUCUGACUUCAGGGAGGUGCUGUACAACAAGCUACGGCAGGGCUUCCCGGCUACGACGCUGCAGGAUAUCCAGCGUGGUGUCAGCAGCGCGGUCAGUCUGAUGCAGAGCAGCUUACAGCAGGGCAAGUUCAACACGCUGGGCAUCGAGAGCGCAGAGCACGCUAAGGCUGCAUUUCUGGUGACUCUGAAUAACGUGGAGGUGUGCAGUGAGAAUAUCACAACUUUAAAGAGGAACCUCGAGAGCCACUGCUCCAAGCUGUUCAAUCAGGGCACCGGCUCUGGCGAACAAGCCAAGAUUGAAAGCUGUUUGUCCGACCUCGUCAACACGUCCUCCAAGUUCAAGGAUCUCUUACAGGAGGGCCUGACCGAGUUAAACACCACAGCCAUUAAGCCUCAAGUCAAACCCUGGAUCAGCAGCUUCCUGUCCAUCUCGCACAACAUAGAAGAGGAGGAGUUUAACGACUAUGAAGCUAAUGAUCCCUGGGUCCAGCAGCUCAUUGUUAACUUGGAGCAAAUCAUGGCAGAGUUCAAGACGGCCCUCUCUCCUGUCAUCUACGACACACUGACGAGUCUGAUGACAAGCCUGAUAUCUAUUGAAAUGGAGAAGACUGUCCUGAAGUGCUCGUUCAGCAGGCUUGGAGGGCUGCAGUUCGACAAAGAGCUUCGGUCUCUUGUGGCGUACCUCACCACUGUGACCACCUGGACCAUCAGGGAUAAGUUUGCUCGUCUCACACAAAUGGCCACCAUCCUCAACCUGGAGCGGGUAACUGAGAUCUUGGAUUACUGGGGCCCGAACUCGGGGCCCCUGACGUGGCGAUUGACCCCAGCGGAGGUGCGCCAGGUUCUAGCGCUGCGUAUUGACUUCAGAAGUGAAGAUAUCAAGAGGCUGCGACUGUAACUCAUGAACCGGAGCGCUGGUUAUCAACAGCGAUUGCCGUGCAGUUACCCACCCUGUGAUGCAUUUCACUAAAGAGCUCUGCACAAUCCAGGUUUAAUCCAUGUUUCUGUAAAUGGAUGCUGGCACGGGCAAAUAGCUGUGGAUUUUUUUUUUUGUCUGAAACAAAAAACGCUCGUUGUCCAUCCUGGAGAUUUAAGUCGGGUUUCCAGACUUUGCCUUCUGCUGCACACCAGUUUGAUGUCAGCCGAGUUACAGCUCAGCUUUUAGGGGCAUGGUUUGUGGUUAUUUGAUAAGACUAAUCUGUAAAAUAUGAUAAUAUUAUCUUAAAUCUGUAAUUAAAAAGUGUAACCGUGUCACAUGGGGAGUUUCAACCUUUUAACCUGUAGCUGGCUCUGAGAAACAAGGACACACCGGGACUGAGGAGCGGAGCUCUGCGGCUGUCAGCGAAACGGAGCAGUAAUGAACAUCGCACCCAUUAAACUGACAGAAGCAGGUCAGACAGCUGAUCCAGCCUAGUCAUUCAAUAUAUGAAUAGCUCCUUGUCUGUGAUGAUGGAACACUUUUAACCUAAUAAAUUGAGAGCUGCUGUGCA